Hirundo rustica (Barn swallow) is the source of this 2197-nucleotide messenger RNA. It is a transcript of the gene TOR2A, whose product is annotated as torsin family 2 member A. Bases 135 to 890 code for a protein of 251 amino acids. The record is from RefSeq and is a predicted model, not a curated record. Gene Ontology annotation, cellular component: nuclear envelope; endoplasmic reticulum lumen. The transcript has 5 exons. NCBI's taxonomy places the organism in Eukaryota, Metazoa, Chordata, Aves, Passeriformes, Hirundinidae. Gene Ontology annotation, molecular function: ATP hydrolysis activity; ATP binding.
GCUGGCGGCCGCCGCCCGCCCCGCCGCCGCCUGGGACCUGUGGGCGCUGCGCUGCGGCUUCUUGGCGGACUGCGAGUCUCGAGUUUGACUUGGCCACGAAUCUGGUGGGGCAGCCUCUGGUGAGGCAGCAGGUGAUGAAGGGCUUGAGGGAGUUCCUGGAGAACCCGAAUCCAGUGAAACCCCUUGUGAUGUCCUUCCACGGCUCGACAGGAACAGGCAAAACCUACGUGAGCUCCAUGCUCAUCCGCUACCUCUUCCAGAGGGGGCUCCAGAGCCCCUAUGUUCACCAAUUCUCCCCCAUAGUGCAUUUCCCCCACGCCGAGCUGAUAGAGCAGUACAAGGAAAGCCUGAAGCGCUGGAUCCAAGGGAACUUGACAAACUGUGGACGGUCAGCGUUUCUCUUUGAUGAGAUGGACAAGAUGCACCCAGGCCUGAUUGAUGUGAUCAUCCCGUUCCUGGGACCCUCAUGGGUUGUGUACGGGACCAACUACCGCAAAGCCAUCUUCAUCUUCAUCAGCAAUGCAGGAGGGGAGCAGAUCAACGACGUGACUUUGGCUCUGUGGCGUGCCCGCAAGGACCGGGAGGAGAUCAGCUUGCAGGACCUGGAGCCAGCCAUCUCCAAGGCCGUGUUUGAAAACCCUCAGAGUGGCUUCUGGAAAUCUGGGAUCAUUAAUGAACAUCUCAUUGAUUUUGUUGUGCCUUUCCUUCCACUGAAGCACCACCACGUAAAGCAGUGUGUCAUCAGUGAGCUUGUGCAGCAAGGCCUCGAGGUACGCCCGGAUGUCGUCCAGGAAGUGGCUGACAGCAUCCCCUACUUCCCAGAAGAAGAGAAAUUAUUCUCAUCAACAGGCUGCAAAACAGUGGCCUCUCGCAUCAGUUUUUUCUUCUAGUCACUGGCAAGGACAUCUCUCAGAUCCAUAUGGAGCUAGAAAGCACUCAGGGCUGGUGGGAUGAGCAAUGGGAAUGGUGGAUCACUCUCCACAGCACAAGCUCAACUCUCUCCAGCCCUAAGGAGUCCGCUGCAGGAUGCAGCUGCAAGACCAGGUGCAAAUUAUGUGAUUUAAAGCACUUUACUGAUUGACUCUUGGCCAGGUAAGGAAUCCACCACCUGAGACAUCUGUGGUGACAUGGGGAAGAUGCUGAGAAUGUCUGCAGUGUCAGGGGAGUUCUCACCUCUCAACAGCUCUCAACCCACCCACAGCUCUCCCCACUUCUGGCAGCUGUUGAUACCCAAUACAUUAAGAUUCUGAGCCCAUAGAAGAAUAUUUCUUCCUUAACAGCAUUUUUUAAAAAACCUUUUUAAGCAUAGCUGUGCCUCAGGUCCUUGGCGCAGCGUGAGUACUGGUGCUGACUCCUGUGAACACCUCAAUAUGGCAACAAAGUUUUCUUUUCAAGGAAGUUUUAUAACCACCUACAUUCCAGUUUCACUAUGAAUAGGUGCUGGUGGGGACCAGCUUCAACACCAAGUUGUAAUGUGGGAGAGAGGACAACACCUGAUCUGCCAUGAGCCAGGCUCCCCUACCACCCCUUCAUCCAUCUUUUCCCUAAGGGCCAAAGGAUUUCCCUAUAGCAAACCAGGAAAACAACAACAGAAGACUCCUUGCUUGUUUUACCCACCAUGAAGAAUUUCAUCCUACCUCCAGGGGAGCCCACAGUGCUGCUAACGGUUUUGAAAAUGCCUUUUAUUCAGUGAUGGUUUCUACAGCAGAGUUGGUGCUAUGAGCUGUGGAGCUUCUUGUACAUCUGCUGGUCAGACCUUGCAGGCUUCUUGUACAUCUGCUGGUCAGACCUUGCAGGCUUUGGCUGUGCCAGCACCCGUUCAGCUUCUGGGGAGUGUCACAGUGGGGGAGCUGGGGACAAGUUAGAGAAGAUUAGUGCUCCAGGCUGCCAAGCAUGGGAUGCACAGCCUGGCUUUUGCCCAGAAUUUAUUAUCCUCUGUGCUGUUACAGAAUCAGGGGUCAGAGGAACCCGAGUCAUUGACUCGCUAGGAACAACCUGCUCAAGGGAUGAGUGUAAGGACACUUUGCAAAGCUUCCAAAGCUCUGCUUGUUCCCUGUAUGGAAAUGAGCUGCCAGUGCUUGGGACUGUUCCACCUCCAGGCCCUGAGCUUUGGGGAUUUUAGGCACCACCCAAAGGCUGCCUGAGAGCAGGUCCAAAGACAGGGGGAAAAAUUCUGCCUCUUCCAAAAAUAUGACGC